Molecule: messenger RNA, 731 nt
Organism: Gopherus flavomarginatus (Mexican gopher tortoise)
Lineage: Eukaryota; Metazoa; Chordata; Testudines; Testudinidae
Product: zinc finger and SCAN domain-containing protein 29-like
Exons: 3
Coding region: 117-680 (187 amino acids)
Source: RefSeq, a predicted model, not a curated record
CCGAGAGAGCGCGGGGGACACGGGGCAGCGCGCGCCGGGCGAUUGCGCGGGAACUCCUGAGCAUGGAGAGCUGAUCAGCACAGGUGACCACGCAGAGCUCAUCAGUACAGGUAACCAUGCAGUCUGAGAAUCGAAAAAGAGCUCCAGCAUGGACCAUACAGGAGGUACUGGAUCUGAUCACUAAAUGGGGAGAGGAUUCCGUGCUAGCAGAACUACGUUCCAAAAGACGAAAUGCCAAAAUCUUUGAAAAAAUCUCCAAGGGCAUGAUGGAGAGAGGCCACAAUAGGGACACACUGCAGUGCGGCGUGAAAGUUAAGGAGCUCAGACAAGCCUACCAGAAAACCCAAGAAGAAAAUGGAAGGUCCGGGGCAGAGCCACAGACAUGCUGCUUCUACGCUGAGCUGCAGGCAAUUCUAGGGGGAGCCACCACCACUACCCCACCCCUGACCAAGGAUUCCAAGGAGGAGGUAAUCUCAGCCAUGCCUGAGGAUUCUGCGGAUGGGGAAGAUGAGGAGGAGGAGGAGUUUGUGGAGAGCACACAGCACUCCGUUCUCCCCAAUAGCCAGGAUCUUUUUCUCAGCCUGAUUGAAGUACCCUCCCAACCCUCCCAAGGCAGUAUCCCAGACCAUGAAGCCAUGGAAGGGACCUCUGCUGCAAAUUUUUCUCAGAUAAGGCGGUGAAAAAAAGGAUGUGAGACGAAAUGUUCACUGAAAUCAUGGAAUUGACCCGCA